Molecule: messenger RNA, 897 nt
Organism: Mercurialis annua (annual mercury)
Lineage: Eukaryota; Viridiplantae; Streptophyta; Magnoliopsida; Malpighiales; Euphorbiaceae
Exons: 2
Coding region: 223-741 (172 amino acids)
Biological process (GO): proteolysis
Molecular function (GO): cysteine-type peptidase activity
Source: RefSeq, a predicted model, not a curated record
ACUUAACCUUGAAUUUUGUUUAUUUGGCAGCAUGUAGAUGUUCUCUUUUAUUAUCUGAGAAAGAAAAUAAAAUCUGGAUGUGCUGCAAACAGUAGAUGUACGUCAACUGAUAAUUUUUUUGAUCGGCGUAUUCAAACUCUCUACACAGCAUACAAGAAAAAGCAAGAUGUGUCACUUGUUUCUUUGAAACAUACAGUGGCUAUCUACAUUAAAGGUGGUGCUAUGCGUUGCAAUACGAAUUGGGCUGAUGUUGACGAUGUUCUUUUUCCGAUCAAUUGUGUUAACGAUUGGCAUUGGAUUUUGGCUCGCCUGAAUUUCAAGGAACGAUGCAUCUAUAUCUACAAUUCGUUGAGGUCGGCGCAAAAUGACAGAUCAGCAACUGAAUAUGUUACUUCCUACAGUGUGUUACUUCCACUAUUCCUUCAAGCUACCAAUUUUUAUGAUUCUCGAGAUGACAUCGAUACUACUGCCGGUGCUUAUGAGGGAAAGAGAAUAACUGAUCCGUUCAGAAUAGAGAUUGUGGAAAACAUGCCUAUCCAAAAUGAUGUUGAUUGUGGAGUUCAUAUGUUUUCCGCUGCUGAGUUCUUUGUUGAUGGGAAAGUUAUGGGGCAUGAUUAUGAUGUCAAAGAACACCGUGCUCGUUACGCUUCGUCAUUAUAUUUGUAUGCUCGUUGGAAGGAAAGCUCUUCUUGUGUUAGUGAAGAUGAGGGUCCUCUAAAACUCAAGAGAACAUCUGCCUAGGGAGUGAAGAGGAAGCUAAUUUAUGGAGGUUCAAGAUGAAGAAUGUUAUUGAUUUUUGUUUGUAAAGAAAGUCUCCUUUUUGUCACACUUUUAUUUUGCUUGGAGGACAUAAAUGUCCAUUUAUUUCUUAUUUGAAGUCUAUUUUAGAGUAUUUGU